CGAAGAAGAAGCGCAUGGAGCACUUUCAGAUCGUGGAAAUGGCGCUAUGCGUUGUAGGAGCCUGAAGCCAGAGGCAGCAUCUCGUGCUUGUCAGUCAAUUGAAGCGCCCACGGGGCUCUACGCUUGAUCUGUACUUUGAAGAGCAGCGGAUUAUGACAGAGGAGAAACGGGAUCGGGAGAUUCGUCAGGAAACAACCACCCAACACCCGAGGCUCUGAUCCAGCCUCCUCAUCCGCGGACAGUGAACAAUGCAUGACCUGACUGCCCAAGUCACCAGCAGCCUGCUGCCGUUCCCAGAAGUUACUAAAGAUGCUCUAGGGGAGGAUGAGAUCACUCUAGACCCUGGGCUACAUGGGACGUUCACUGUUGGCCGCAGCGGGUUGGCCUGGCUGGCCUGUGGCGCCCAUUUGGAGGUUGUCCACGCUGUUACAGGAGAACGUCUGUCUGCGUAUUGCUUCAGUAGUGGAGGCGAGCACCCACCCAGUGUGCACGCAGCCAGGGACUUCAGCUGGCUCAAACGGUCUGGAUUACUGGUUGGCUUGGAGGAAGCAGAGGGCAGCGUGCUAUGUCUUUAUGACUUGGGACUGUCCAGGGUGGUUAAAGCUGUGGUUAUACCAGGCACGAUUACAGCUAUUGAGCCGUUAGUGAGUUAUGGCGGAGCGAGCACUUCGACCCAGCAUCUUCACCAGAGUCUACGCUGGUUCUUUGGCAUUGCUGCCGUAGUAACCGAUCUUGGUCAUGUUCUGCUCGUGGACCUCUGUCUCGAUGACUUGUCCUGCAGCCAAAGUGAACUGGAGUCUUCAGAUCUGCAGGUAGUGACAAAAUCUCCUGCUGAGAUCCCCCGGCUGAGAGAAGUCAGUACUAGGCAGGGCAGACAUCUUUGUCUCCAGCUCAAUGGGCCCAGUGGAGUUGGAGCCACAGCUCUGCAGUAUAUCUCCAGGACCAACCAGCUGGCAGUGGGAUUUUCAGAUGGACACUUACAGCUGUGGAACAUGAAAACUCUAAAGAAAGAAUACCACUCCCAGUUAGAGGGUGGCAGGGUGCCUGUGCAUGCCUUCACCUUUCAGGAGCCAGAAAAUGACCCCAGGAACUGUUGCUACCUCUGGGCUGUCCAGUCUUCCCAGGACCUUGAUGGAGAUAUGGUCAGCCUCCACCUGCUUCAGAUGGCCUUCAGUGAAAGGAAGUGUCUAUCUUCUGGGAAGAUCCUCUAUGAGGGUCUGGAGUACUGCGAGGAACGGUACAGCCAGGAGUUAAGUGGCACAGCCUUCCCUCUCAGGACCCAGGCCACCAACACCCGCCUGCUGAGUUGCCAGACCAUCGAGAAGUUCCGACACCACCCUGACAGGGAUGACAGCAUGAACGAAGUUGCGUCUCCGGACACCAGUGUGUCUAUCUUCAGCUGGCAAGUCAAGGCCUACGGUCAGGGAACCCUCUCUACCUACAUCGGGGUUUUUGACAUCAACCGUUGGUACCACGCACAGAUGCCAGACUCUUUGAGAACGGGAGAGUCUCUGCAAAACUGCCCCUACCUGGCAGUUUGGUCUCUGGACACAGUGGUGCAAAUGGUUUCUCAACAUGUCCUUCUGGAUGUGGUGGUGCACGACCGCAGCCUGAGCAGAGGCCUGCCCUUCACCUGCCCCCCACCAGAACAGUACUUUAACCCCACCACAUAUAACUUUGAUGCUUCGUGCCUGCUCAACUCUGGAAUUGUGCACUUAACCUGCUCUGGGUAUCAGAAAGAGACUCUGAGCUUUUUGAAGAAAGCUGCUCCUUGUUCCAGUGACAUCAUCUCCAGUAGCUACUCUCGAUGCCUCAUGUCCGGCCUACUCUCAUCUCGCCUGGCUGACACUCAGGCUUCCAGCCUCUCUCAGGAGGAGCAGCUGGAUGCCAUCUUGUCGACAGCGGUGGAGACGAGUUCCUUGGGAAUGAUCACUGGCUGUAUCAAGCAGUGGACUGCAGAAGAACAACCAGGCUCUGCACUGAACCUGCGCUACAUUCUGGAUUGGGCCUGGAACAAAGUGGUUCAGACCAAGGAGGAGCUGGAUGGCAUCUGUGCACCGCUGUUUGACAGCUCAUCCAACUUUACAGACCCUCAGACCAUGCAGCUGCUACAGCACAGCCAGAGACUGCUCAGUAACUUCAGCACCAUCUUCCACUGUCUGCUCAGUGAAGCCCAGGAGCUCACACAAAAAGGCCUGGUGGGUCUGAUGAACAAGAACAUUGUGUCCAGUCUGAUUUCAAAGUACGCUCAGGUGGUGCUCUGGUUCUGUCGUACCGGUCUGCUGCCUGAAGGAUCAGACGAAGACGCUCUCCAGAUCUCCAGGCCUUUCUACAGUCACUCAGUCAUCAGCAACUAUUACACUAUACGCAGAGAGGAGCUCACCAGGCUGGCUAAGGGCAAGUGGUGUGCAGACUGCCUGAUGAUUGAUGGUUUGGUUGGCCAGUGUGGUGAACGCUUGACCAACCUGUGGAAGAGGGAUGAGGGUGGGACGGGGCAAUACCCACCACCUACAUUGCACGCCCUGUUGGACAUUUAUCUACUGGACAAUAUUGAUGAAGCUGCUAAACAUGCAAUUGUGAUUUACCUGUUGCUCGAUGUCAUGUACUCCUUCCCCAAUAAGGAGGGAGCAUCAGUGGAGUCUUUCCCCCCAGCUUUUGCAAUUCCUAUUGGACUUGUGAAACUAGUACAAGGCCUCUGGCUGCUGGACCAUCGUGACCACCAGAGUUCAUUCGAGUUGCUCCUGCAUCCAGCUGCCUCUCAGUGUCAGUUCGAGUGGCAGCACGAGCGCGUCCUACAAGCACUGAUGUGCCAGGGCCAACACUCAGUGGCACUACGAUACUUCCACGUUACGAGGCCCCCAAUUCCCUCCACCUCCCAGGCCAAACUCUGUUUGUCUGUACUGCUACACAACAGGUGUCUCGUAGAGGCGUGGUCCCUACUACGGCAGCACUCAAGUCGCCUCAACAUGGGAGAGCUGCUGGGCUUCCUGUAUGAGAGCUGCCAGGAGCUGGGCCUCAUCAAGGAGCUGCUUAAACUGCCCCUGGGCCUCACUGAGCAGGAGAGUUUGGAGAAGUUUCUCCAGGGUACAGGCGGUCUCCAGAACAGAGAACUACUGAUGGUUCAUUACCUUCAGCAGGCCAACUACAUUCCUGCCUUGCAGCUCAACCAAAGCCUCAAAAUGAACCUGGUGAAUGAGCGAGACCCAAAGCUUAAAGAACGGUCGAACACCAGGAACUCGAUAUUGGAUCAAUAUGGCAAGGUUUUGCCCCGAGUCCAGAGAAAACUGGCAAUGGAAAGAGCAAAGCCCUACCAGCAUCCCCAUGCUGUCCACAGAGAAGUUUCUCGGCCACAGCCACUGUCGACCAUCACCAAACGCUCCGUCAGUGAGAAGGUGAUGUCGAGGGCCGGCUUCAUCAACAAUGUCCUGACCAAGAUUGAGGAGGUGUGGUUAGGCAAAGGGUCUACACCACAGUCCUCCCCAGCCAAGAGCCCCUGGGCAGCUGAUGUUCAGAGCCCCAAGUCGUCCUCCUUGGCCCUCUCGGACCCGUUCCUGGGAACUCCCAUCACCAUGACCUCCAAACGAAAGUCAAGGCUGAUGGACUUGGUGGUUCACCCCUCCUGUCAGACCCCUCGGCCUCUUCUCAGCCCUCCCAGACCUCCCAGCAGCUGGGUUUCUCCAAAGAGCAUCAGCAAGGCCCCUGAACUCAGUCUGCUGCAAACACCACAGGUUGUCAAGCGAGCUCGGGCCUUGGCUGCUUCUGGCCCUGUGUUCUCAGCCUUCACUCCCCAGUCCAUCCUGCGCAGCAGCCUGAGGCCCACACCCGUCGCCACCCCGUCUGCUUCUCCAGGACGCUCCAUCACCCCCCCACUCCGCAGCAAAGAGAGCCGGAUCACCUUCAUCGAAGAGGCAGAAUCUCCUGAACUGGAGAAAGGCAUCCGAUGGACCAAUGGGAUGGCAGCAGACAGUGAGAUUAGCCUGCUGACCAGAGGCCCCAUGCUAUCCAAGGCUACACAUAAGACCUGGUCCUCACAGCUUGCUGAGGAGGAAGAGAAUGGAGACGAGGAAGAGGAACGGCCUUGUGUGAAGUCUCUGCCUCCAGAAGGUGGUGUUCCCUCCCCACAGCUGAGAUCCUUUGAGAGCGAGUCAUCCUCCUUCCAUGAAGCCGCUGCAGAAACACAACCGUCAGAUGCAACGCAAACACAACUUAGCCUGAGCUUUGACACCAGCCAGAUAUCUGUUCGUUCAACAGACACCACUCUAGAGUAUUAUGAUGCACCUCUUCCUGGUCUCUCAGAGGACCAGGAAGUAGAAGAGGGGCAUAAAGAUACAGAGAAUGAAGAGGAGGUAGUGACGGUGAACAUCGAAGGCCUAACUGAAAAUAAAGAACCAGAGGAAAAGACCUCACCAACCACUGAUCAAACCCCUCUCCUGACAUCGGAGGAUAUUGAGAGGGGAGAAGAGGAGGUGAAGGAAGAUGAAACAUUUGAGGAUGUGAUGGAGAUUGGUCUUGAAGAGGAGACUAAAAUCGAAGAAGUUCAGUCCAAAGAACUGGAUGAACAGGAUGUUGAGUCCAUUAGUGAGAAUGAAGAGUCUGCAACUCCUUACCAAGUGGAGAUUUCUGAUCCCAAUCAAGUUUGUAACCAGGUAACUGAGAGCCCGAACUCUGGCGCUGAGGUCGAAUCUCCCGAUCUACCAGUGGGACAAGAUGUCCAGACAGAAGCCACUGAAUCCACAGAGUUCACUGAGUAUCUGAAACCAUCUGCAGCCACAGAACCCACAAACGAACCAGAAGAGGAACUGGAGCAAUCAACAGAUCUGACAGAGUUUGUGCAGAGACAUCUGUUUGGCAGUGAUCUUCCUCUUGUUCGCUCAGGAAUCCACAACGCAUCACUGACCCAGACAUCCUUCAACAGUGAGUCACUGGGUGAGGUUGAAGAGGAGGUGCAGGCCGAUACUGAAGUUCCGCCAGUGCUCACCAGCCAAAUAUCUACUGCGUCCUUGACAUCCUCCGAGCCAACUGGCACAGACUCUCACUCCGUUGUGAGUGUUAACGAUAGCGAAGAGCUUUCUAGUCCUGUGUCGGAGGAAGAAGAAGAAGAAGAAGAAGAGGAGGAGGAGGAGGAAGAAGAGGAGGAGGAUUCUGAUCAAGCUGAGGAGGAAGAGGAGGAGGAGGAGGAGGAGGACUCUGGUAGUGAGGUGGAGAUCAUUGAUGAGGUCCAGGGUAAUGGGAGGCUUCCACCCCUCCAACCCAGUUCAGUCUUUGAACAGCAGGGACACACUCACUUCCUGCCAAGUCUGUCAGAGCAGGAGGCUGCUGAGUUCUCUCUGAUUACACCCGGUGCAGAGAUGAAGAUGGUAGAGGAGGACAUGGAGGGUGAGGUGGUGAUGGUGAGACUCGGGGCAGAUGAAGAAGGGAUGGAGGCAGAUGAGGAUGAAGAGCAAGGAUCAUCAUACAUGGAGCUCAAACCCUCUACUACUCUACUGGUACCCCUGGAGCUUGUGGAGGGGCAGGCUGGCCUGGUCGAUAGUUCUCAGCUGGGCCUCCCUGAGCUUCAGCCAACCAUUGUGCCAGAUGACCCAAGGUCUGAACCUCACAGCGGCUUCUCCCUGAUGCUGGAUAUGGACGAGGAAAGGGAUGAAGAGGCAGACACACUGCCAAUGGAGAAUGAUCUGCAGUCCUCCGACCCUCCAACCCUGUCUCCAGCAGUGGAGGCUAUUGACAAAUUUGUGGCCAAACCUGUGGUUAUUAUUUUGAGCACAGAUGAUCAAGAUCCUCCUUCGUCUGGAGAAGUCUCGGAAGAGGACCAGAGUGAACACAUGGGCACCUUUGAUGGAAUUGAGGAAGAAGGACUGACAGAGCCAGAACCUGAAAACACUGAUGCAAACCACGAGGCAGAAGAUGUUAAAGAACAGACUGAUGCAGAGUUUGCAAUGUUGGUUGAAGUACAUGAACCUGCCGGUCUCUCAGUCAUUGGGCCAAAUCCAGAAGGAGAAGUCCCAGCAGUAAUGUUGGCCGACGAUCAUGAACCUGAAGGUCUGUCCCUGUCCGGACCAAGUCCAGUGGGAGAAGUCCCCCCUCCAACCCUGUCUCCAGCAGUGGAGGCUAUAGACACAUUUUUGGCCAAACCUGUGAUUAUUAUUUUGACCACAGAUGAUCAAGAUCCUCCUUCGUCUGGAGAAGUCUCUGAAGCGGACCAGAGGGAAGACAUGGACACCUUUGAUGGAAUUGAGGAAGAAGGACUGACAGAGCCAGAACCUACAACACUUGCUGACAAACAAACUGAAAACACUGAUGCAAACCACGAGGCAGAAGAUGUUAAAGAACAGACUGAUGCAGAGUUUGCAACGUUGGUUGAAGUACAUGAGCCUGUAGGUCUCUCAGUCUCUGGGCCAAAUCCAGAAGAAGUCCCAGCAGUAAUGUUGGCCGACGAUCAUGAACCUGAAGGUCUGUCCCUGUCCGGACCAAGUCCAGUGGGAGAGGUCCCCCCUCCAACCCUGUCUCCAGCAGUGGAGGCUAUCGACAAAUGUUUGGCCAAACCUGUGAUUAUUAUUUUGAGCACGGAUGAUCAAGAUCCUCCUUCGUCUGGAGAAGUCUCUGAAGAGGACCCAGCAGUAACGUCGGCUGAGGAUCAUGAAACUGAAAGUUUUUCGGACUCUGGACCAAAUCCAGAGGAAGAACUCCAAGAUGUUUUGGAUGACAAAGACGCUUCGUCAGAAAAGGAUGCUGCUGAGGAGGAGAAGACAGGAGUUGAGGAGGACAAACCAACACCUGCUGUGGAUGAUGAAGAGAAUGGGAAUGUUAAUAUGGACACCGAUAUAACCCCCAGCACAGAGGUGGCAACUGUCGUGGAGGAGAAGCAGCAGGACCACAAAGCCUUAUCAGAGACAGAAGAGGAUAACGGGGAGGAAAUAAAGAUGGAGAAUGAAACAAGAAGAAGGACCAGGGGAAGACCGAGUAAAGAUAACAAUGUUAAAGAGGAGACACCUGUGAAGCAGGUUAGACUGAAAGAGGAAGAGCCUGUUCCAGAGACGACCACCUCUCAGAGGAAAAAGAAAGCGCCUUCCACCCCAACACGGAGGACCACGAGAGCGAGGGCAGUUACCUUUAUCUCUCCCCUCCCGGAGGAAGCAGAGGAGCCAGAGGAGGAUAGGAAAGUGGAGGAGAUGGAAACAAGCACCCUCUUACCUGCCUCGCCUAGUCGUACACCUAGAAAGAGUAAACAGAACAAAGAGACAAAGGUCCAAGCUAGCACACCUCGAAGAAGCACUCGCAAUGCUCAGCUGGAGCCUCCGAAUUACAAGGUUGAAGACGGGGACGCCAUGGAUAAUGACUUCACAGCUGCAUCGACCUCCACGGCUUCUUCUCCAGCCAGAAGGCGAGGUUCCCAGAGGGCCACUUCAACAAAGACCAGUCAAAGGACUGAGAGCGAAGAUGAUGAGGAACAAGAGGAUAAGGUCAAAGAUACAAAAGUUUCUCGACGAACAAGCUCCAAGACUCCGACACCGGCCAAACGCAGGACCACCCAGGGAAACACUCCGAGGAGGUCUAGCAGAAGAACAUUGAGCAGCAGUGAGGUGGUGCCAACACCAUUGGAGAUCUUGGAAGAAGAGAAGGAACAGGUGGAGGUCUUUGCUACCCCUGUCAAACGCAACUCCAGGAAAAGUAAGACAGAAACAUCAGCGACGAAGCCAGCGCUGCUAGAGGAGGAACAGAGCAAAAGACCUUCCAGCCCCGGCAGGGCAUCUCAACAAUCAAACCGGAUUACCCUAAAUGUUUAUCCACAAGUGAAACUGGUUCCUGUAUUACUUCCUCAGAGUGCAAGGAAGACAAGAGGGGAGACUAUAACUGAAAAUAUAAAAGAAAGUGGAGAUCUACUUGAACCAGAACUCAACAGCACCAACUCCCGCCGACCAACUAGAAGCAAACUCUGGGAUCACCCAGAGGAAGACCUUCCCUUACUGGACUCACCGUUGGAGGUGGAUUCUGAAACGCCUGUUGCAGACGCCCUCAUCAAGAGACUUCAGGAUGAGGAAGAAAAAGAGGAAGGAGGAAUAGUCGUCACAAAGAUGGUAAGAACAAGUAAGAGGAGUACGAAGUCGUCAGUGGAGCAGGUUCACUCGCUACUUCCUUUGAAAGACACCCUGGUCCCUGAACCCGAAGAGACUAGUCCAGGAGAGCAUUCAUUCAUCUACUCCCCCUCACGAAGAAAAACAAGAGCUAAAAGAGCAGAGUCUCCCGGCCCGAGCGAAGGGUCUGCAGCGCCUGUCACUCGCAGCAGGAGAAGAGUUGUCAAAGAUACCUCUGAUGCUCAUCAUGAUGAAAUUGCUUCAGAGGAAGAUCUUGUGGAAGCGGAGAAAGCUGUUUCUAAGACCAGAAAAGCAGGCAAAAGAACAGCAAAACCCAAAGCAGUUUUGGAGCCACCUCCCAUAGCAGAGGUGGACCUGAUCUCCCCUCUGCCCAGCCCAGCCGACCAGCUCCCGCGAGCACUGAAGAGGAUUUUAGAUGGAGAGGCCCCGACCUCCAACAUGAACCUUCGACGCAAACGCAUAAUGGACACGGUUUUCACAAAACCCGUCACGCGGAGGAAGAAACUUUAAGGAGGUUGGUGGUGGUUUUAAACAGCGAACCUCAGACAGCCACCAGACGAUUUGAACCAACUCGGUCCGGAGCUGUCAAAUAAAAGUGUAUGCCUAAACUCAUGAUGGUUCAAUUUCCUCAAAUGCCUCACAGGGCUGUGGUUUUCUAUGUUUAUUUACUUCUCUGCAGGACAAUAACACAAAAGCAAUGUAGGCAUGGAAAUCAAUAUUUUAGGACAAAACAUACCCGUGGAUAGCAGUGUGAGCGAGGCAUAUAUUUUUGGAGUUUACACAUACCGCUUUGUACUAACUGGAUUCACUUGAUAUCGUAUCUGUGGCCGUUCUGUGUUGGACAUUCUGCAACGCUCCUCGUAAUCCGCUUAAUUCUCUGGACACAGAAUGGCACAAGGUAAAGCAAUCAAUGUGUUUUUAAGAAGCUCCCAUGAAUACAACCAGAGAGACUGAACUGAACCUGACUCUGAUGAAGAGGUUUUAUUCACAUUCUUUUAUUUUUUGUCUUUAGAUUUUUUUUUUUUUUUAUGUCAUUGUUUACUUUUUAGAUUUCGAUGACUGCUGAUUUUCUAUUUAAGAAGAAAAGCAACCAACCCAGUGGAGACAAAAGAUUUCUACUGAUACAUUUGUAUAUAGUCUUUUGCUAUGUUCCAAAUAAAGUUAAUACAUAAAUCCUUAAGAAUUACGCUUAUUUUGAAAUUUUAAGAGUGUUUAAUGCGUUUCAUCAUCUAUUUAGACUGCCUAUGCCAUAGUCUUAAUAUUUCAGUCGAUUUGGGUGAUUUUUCUGUGAAAGAAGCAGGAACCGAUUUGUACACUAAUCAGAUUUGGAGUGUUUCUGUAUGUUUGAGGAUGUUGUAUAGUGUGAAAGAAACAAAAAAACUUGCACAGCGGUUUGAAGUUGUUAAAAUUGUUCGGGACAUGUUAAUAGGCUUGUUUAAUUAAAUUAAUGUCAACCACCAUCUGACACAUAGGCUAUUUUCUGAUGAAUGUACGUAGAAUGUCUUUAUUUUUGAUGACUGCUCUUUGAUAAAUAUGGUAAAGCGUGAAUA
Messenger RNA from Anoplopoma fimbria (sablefish), 9640 nucleotides. It is a transcript of the gene ahctf1, whose product is annotated as AT hook containing transcription factor 1. Lineage: Eukaryota; Metazoa; Chordata; Actinopteri; Perciformes; Anoplopomatidae. The record is from RefSeq and is a predicted model, not a curated record. The coding region runs from base 249 to 8600 and encodes 2783 amino acids. The transcript has 40 exons.